AUGGAUGAAAAAGUAAUUGAUUCGAUUUUUUCGGGUUCAUUAAAAAGCUUGCCUCCAGUUAGUUCAAAAAUAGUUCGAAUAUUUACAAGUUCAACUUUUACUGAUACAACAAUGGAGAGAAACACAUUGAUGGCACAAUGUUAUCCCAAGUUAAAGGAUUAUUGUCGUGAAAAACAUGGACUGGAAUUUCAAGUGGUUGACAUGAGAUGGGGAGUACGAGAUGAGGCAACUGAUGAUCAUAUGACAACAGAGCUCUGCAUGAGAGAAAUAGAAAAUUGUCAAAGGCUUUCAAUGGGUCCUAAUUUUGUUGUUUUUUUGGGGCAAAAAUACGGAUAUAGACCUAUUCCUACAUACGUUUUGAGUUCAGAACUCGAAAUGCUGAGAAAUGAAUUGGAAAGUCAGGGAAUAGACGUAGAGGUUUUGGAUACUUGGUAUAAAAAAGAUAGCAAUGCAGUUCCACCAACUAGUAUUUUGCAACCUAUUUCAUCUAUUUUAAAAAAUUUCAACAAUAAAAGAAUUCCAAAACUUCAACAAGAAGAUCAAGCAGCAUGGUGGGAUACUAUGGUCAAAAUGCAAAAAUUAUUCCGUAAAGGAGCACAAUCAUUGUAUAAUUCCGGAAAGUUUGAUAAAGAUACUAUGCAUAAUUAUUUUAUGUCUGUCACUGAAAGAGAAGUUAUCAAUGGAAUAUUAAACGUCAAAAAUACCAAGAAUCAUUGUUUAGCUUAUGUUCGAUACAUAAACAAUAUUAAUCUACAAAAUUUACGAAAAGCUGGACUUUUUUUGGAUAUUUUGAACAGAAGUUUAGACAAUGAAGCUUCUAAAUUGCUAGCAGAUUUACGAGAUGAACGAUUGCCCAAUAAAAUUGAGAGUACAAAUCUUCAAAGAUACACAGUUGAAUGGAUCGGACGAGAAGGUCUAGAUCCAGAAACUCACUCAGAAUAUCUUCAACAUUUUAUCACUCACUUUUAUCGCAAUAUAAUCAAGCUUGUUGAUCGAGCAAUGCGAAAAGAAGAUAGUUCUGCUCAAGGACAAAUAAUAACAGAAUUACUUCAGCAUCUUCAUGCUUGUAAUAAUUCUGUCAAAGUUUUUUAUGGUCGAGAAGAUUCCCUGGAAAAAAUAAAAGAUUAUAUGCUUGGAGAAAGUGACAAACCGUUAGUUCUUUAUGGAGAAGGGGGUUGUGGUAAAACUUCUCUAUUAGCAAAAAGUGCAGGAUUAAGUAGUACUGAAUGGCUAGUUGGCAAAAAAUCUAUCAAUAUCAUUAGAUACUUAGGAACAACUCCUGACAGUUCAGCUCUUACUCCAACUCUUAUUUCAAUCUGCCAGCAGAUCUCUUAUAAUUUGAUGUUACCAUUUGAUGAAAUACCAGAUGACUUAGUACCUUUAACAGCCCAUUUUAAACAUUUAUUAACAUUUGCAACAGAAAAACAACCUAUACUCUUAUUUCUUGAUAGCGUUGAUCAAUUAACAGGAGUUCAAGGUAAUAAAUUAUCAUGGCUUCCAACUCGAUUGCCUUCAAAUUGCAAGAUGAUACUAUCAUGUGCAUCAGAAGAAUCUAACCCUGUAAUAUCAAGAGAUUAUCAUCUAUUACGACGUAUGAUUGACACUGAAGAAAGCUUUAUUGAAGUAACUGCUCUUGGGGAAGAAUUAGCAAUGGAUGUUAUCAAGAUGUGGAUGAAAACAGCACACAGAGAUCUUAACAAUUACCAAUGGAGAUUGGUAGCUAAUGCAAUAUCAAGCUGUUCUCUUCCUAUUUUCGUAAAAUUAGUAUUUGCUGAAAUUUGUCGAUGGAGAAGCUACACAAAACCAGCAGAUACUUAUUUAGCAAGUACUGUGAUGGACAGUAUAAUGAUGCUUUUUGAAAGAAUUGAAAAACAACAUGGAAAGAUUUUAGUUUUUCAUGCUUUAGCUUACAUCACAGCAGCCAAGUCUGGUUUAUCAGAAUCUGAAUUAGAAGAUUUAAUAUCUCUUGAUGAUAAAGUUCUAGACGAUGUCUAUCAAUAUCAUUUACCACCCGUAAGGAGGAUUCCACCAUUAUUAUGGACAAGAAUCAGAAAUGAUUUACCAAAUUAUUUAAGUGAAAGAGAAGCUGAUGGUGUCAGUGUUUUAAAUUGGUAUCAUCGUCAGUUUCGUGAUGCUGCUAAAGAACGGUACUUCAAAAACAUGAAUAUGGCGAUGUAUUUCCAUUCAAUGAUUGCUGAUUAUUAUCUCGGUAUUUGGGGUGGAGGUAAACCUAAGCCAUUUAAAUAUACUGAGAUCCAGCGGCAUCGAUUUAAUUUAACCGACAAAGAAGGUGUUGCUGAUAGAAAAGUACCAGAACAACCUUUAGCAUUUUAUUCUAAAGAAGGCAAACUAUCUCGAUACAAUUUACGUAAAUUUGGAGAGUUACCAUAUCAUCUAGUAAGAGCACGAAGAUUCAAAGAUCUUUUUGAAAACGUGUUAUUUAAUUAUGAAUGGUUACAUGCUAAACUCAGUUCUUGUCCUUUACAAGCUGUCUUAUCAGAUUUUGAAGAUGCUUGUGCUAAUAUUGAUGAUCAAAAUCUAGUCAGAGAAUUAAUGUUGGUAGCAGAUGCCUUAAGAUUAGGAGGAGCAAUAUUAGGAAACCAUCCUGACAUGUUAGCUCCACAAUUAGUUGGUCGAUUACUACCAGAAAUAGGAAAUAAUAAAAAUGUCCGUAUGUUAUUACAAGCAUGUGAUAAUGACGGCAUCAAACAUUGCUCUUUGAUGCCUCUUUAUCACUGUCUUCAUACUCCUGGUGGACCUUUGAAGUAUUCUCUUGAAGGCCAUCAAUUCGCAGUUUUUGGUUUUUGUUUAACAUCAGACUACCGUUACGUAGUAUCCAUAUCAAAUAGAUUUAUUACUUGGGACUUGAGUACAAGUGACAUGACAAGAGAUGUAAAUCCAAAUAUUGAAGGUGUAAUGCAACAACUGGUAUUGAGCCCUGAUAAUAGAUAUGCAGCAGCUUUUACUAGUAAUAGUCAAGCUGUUGUUUUAAAUACACUAACAAGUGAAUUCGUUAUCAUUGACAAUCCAUUAAGCGGAGAGGAAGAAGUAUGUGGAGUAUAUUUAAUGAAUCAAUUUGCAUUUGUUUUUGGUGCAAAUGAAUGGUGUAGGUUUGAUCUUAGAGGAAAUUUAAUAUCAAAGCAUACAAGCCCUGUGGAUUCUAAUGAAUGGAAAAUUCUACACAUUGAAUAUUCCACUUUAAACGAAUAUAGAAUUAUCUUUUGGCGAGGAAAAUUAGAAGAGCAAUCAAUGCUUAUUUAUAAUUAUGAAGAAGAUAAAUUAAUAGAACCGUUAGAAUUUCAUUCAGCAAUGGUAUUGACCAAUAACAAGAAAAUUCUCUACGCUUGUUCAACAAAAGGUGACUAUCGAGUCUCAAAAUUCGUUAUUGAUGAAGAAACAUCAACCUGGAAAAAGGAAUAUGACAUGCCUCGAGCAUAUAACGAUAAAGAUGAAUACAUUUUACAAUUGAAAAUUGAUAAAAAUGAAGAAAAUUUAAUGGCCACGACUGGAAAUGGAUUUACUGUUUGGUUUAUAGCUGACAAAGAUGAUACAGUUUUAAUGCUUCCUAAUGGAAUAAGAAACAUCAGUACUCGAAUGUUAAAUUCCAAUUCAAUAAUGAUCAGUGGAACAAAAAAUUAUGCUGUAGCAGGUGUACGAAAAAACCUGUAUGUUUGGAGUCUAGAAACGUGUGAGUUGAUGAAAAUUCUUGAUGCACAUUUUGCAAGGAUAAUUCAAUUAGAAGCUUUAACAAUAGGCAAUUGGAAUUGUGUCAUCACUUCAAGCAUUGAUAGAAGUGUUAAAGUUUGGAAUAUUGAUAAUAUUUUCGAGCAAGUACACGUGAUUGAUCGACAUGAAUUACAAAUUGAUUCUCUGUGUUUAGCUGAAGACUGCGACUUAGCAGUGACUGUUACUAGAGGAUGUGUUGGCGUAUGGAAUAUUCAAUCUGGUAAAUUAUUAUCUAAAUUAGCAGACAGUCCGCUAGGUGCUAUUGUCACAUUUGCUUCAAUAACACAUGAUGGAAAGUAUAUAGUUUCCAUUGAGUCUGGUAAUGUGUUGAUAUGGAAUCGAGUUACUGAGCAGGUACUUUACAAACAGGAACAAUUAGAUGUCAGACAACUCACUUUGGUUCAUGAAUCUACCAAAUUUAUGGCUAUUUCCAGGCCAAAUAACCCCCCUGGAGUUGAAUGUAUGAAAACUACAGCAACUUUCGUUAUGAGAAGCAUUCCAGACGGAACAGUUUUAUAUACUUUCGAAUAUCCAGUACGUUGUCAUACAGGAAUGCCAUUUAGAAAAGUAGCAAUUACAUCAGAUAACCAGAAUUUGAUAGUGCCAGCAGCAGAAAAAUCUACUCGAGAUUUUAUUAUUGUUUAUAAUGCUAAUACUGGAGGCUUGAUCAGCAAAAUUCCAGUAAAAUUACCUGGUUUUAAAGACAUUUCAAGUGUUAUUCCAAUGCCAAAUAAACCACAAUUAGUUGGUAUCAUUGGUUCAGAUAAAGGUAGUAUCAUAGAUAUCAAUAAGAAAAAGAUCAUUAGAUCAAUUCCAAGAUGGAGUGGUAAUAUCAGCAAAGAUGGCAAAUAUACUCUUUAUGCUCCAAGCAGAGGUGGAUUGGAUUUAGUAGAAUUAAAAAAAGGAACAACAGUAAAAACUUACAUACCAAAAGUUGCUGAAGGAGUUUUUACAGUAAUUUCAAUGUUUAAUAGAACGGAUGAAUACGUUCUUUACUACCACAGUGGAAGAAAAACAAUCAGAGUAUUCAGAUCUUCUGAUUGUGAAAUGAUAGCUAAUUAUCGAGUAUCAGCAGAAUUGACUGCAAUUGACAGUACUUAUGAUGGCAAAAGCAUUGUUUUGGGUACGGUUGAUGGAUGUGUUUCAGUUUUAGCAAUUGCUGAUUCGCAAAAGCCUGAGAUGAAAUCUUAUCUUGAGAAUUUACCAUCAAGAGAUGAAAAGUGGAAAGCAAAAAUGGAAAAAAUGGGAUUAGCAUUAAAAUUUAAAGCUGCAGCAAGAUGUGCAAGGAUUACUAAUGAUUUGAGUAAUAGAAUAAUUACCAAGAAUGAUCAUGAUACAAAUGAAGAGAAUUCUACUGAGGAAACUGAAUAUAUAUCUAAUUAAAUUCCCUUUUACUAAU
Molecule: messenger RNA, 5125 nt
Organism: Chelonus insularis
Lineage: Eukaryota; Metazoa; Arthropoda; Insecta; Hymenoptera; Braconidae
Product: NACHT and WD repeat domain-containing protein 2
Exons: 17
Coding region: 1-5109 (1702 amino acids)
Molecular function (GO): protein binding
Source: RefSeq, a predicted model, not a curated record